This is a messenger RNA of Ilex paraguariensis (yerba mate), 552 nucleotides long. Lineage: Eukaryota; Viridiplantae; Streptophyta; Magnoliopsida; Aquifoliales; Aquifoliaceae. The record is from the annotation of a GenBank genome assembly.
AUGGAAGAAAACCCAUCGCCGGUUUCAUGUAAACAUUUGACCCACGAGGCAGCAAGAGCCAGACCCGCCGGAAAGAAGAGCCACCGGCAGUACCCAGUGGACGAUGACGCCGGAGAUCUGAUCAAGUGCUCCGGAGAGAGUUGCCAAACAUGCACCGCCGAGUUGAUCGCCGACUGCGUGGCUGUUUGUUGCUGUCCCUGCGCUGUUGUCAACUUUCUGGCGCUUGCGCUGGUCAAGUUUCCAUGGAUGAUGGGAAGGAGGUGUUUGGGACUCGGGAAAAAGAAAGGUCGGAGGCUGGAAAAGGAGAGAAAAUGUGAGAGAAGUUACAGUGACUGCGUAAUGGAAAGUGAUCAAAUUUCGAGAAAGGAGAGGGUGGUAGAUGAAUGGACAUUGGAAAAUUUAUCAUCUGGGUUUGGAAAUGAAGAACAAAAAGACAACUUCAGUGCGAGAUUUGAGGCAGAGAAGGUCUGGUUAGAGUUGUACCAGGUUGAUCAUUUGGGUUUUGGUAGACUUUCUUUCACUGGAAUUCCGUCCCAAGGUAAGGGCAAUUAG